Molecule: messenger RNA, 1528 nt
Organism: Mya arenaria
Lineage: Eukaryota; Metazoa; Mollusca; Bivalvia; Myida; Myidae
Product: carbohydrate sulfotransferase 15-like
Exons: 9
Coding region: 197-1528 (443 amino acids)
Biological process (GO): hexose biosynthetic process
Molecular function (GO): N-acetylgalactosamine 4-sulfate 6-O-sulfotransferase activity
Source: RefSeq, a predicted model, not a curated record
UUUGGAUAUAAAUUGUAUUCGUUUUAAAUUACAAAUAUUGGCAUUCAAUUGGAAAUUUAUAUCAGGCAUGGUAUUAUUAUAAAGAAAGGAUCAUAGCUGUUUAUUUCGUACAUUGACGCCUGCAAGUAUAAUGUAUAGCAGUAGCAUCGUCGCAGUUAUAGGGAAGAAUGGCAGGCAGUAGAGAGGUUUAUCCAGAAUGCCGUUUCAAUAUCGACCGAAGAGGGGAUAUAUUGUUCUGGUGCUCUUUUCGGCUGCUACACUGUUGCUAGUGCAUUUUACAUAUCACACUUAUCCUGAAGACGUUUACAGUUUGCACACCAAUUUUAAAGGCAUAACAAAGGGGUACUCUACCAACAAAGCAUUUAAUGUAACCGGAAAAUUCGCCAGUAAGAAUGGUUCAACAUAUUCUGCUUCAGGAAGAAACACUGGAAACAAGUCAGCGCCCAUAAGCACCUUUUAUGUCCGCCAUAUUGCUGCCAAGAAGUUCCCAUUGAUACACUUUGACCUUAUGAAAAUGGAGCCGUUUACAUUCCUCGAAGAAUAUAGAAAUCCAUGCUACGCUAUUGAGCAAACCGAAGACCGGAAACUGCCUUUACAGUGUAUACCAUACUUUUAUCUUAUUGGUGCCCCAAAGUCCGGCACUACGGACUUGUUUAGGAGGCUAAUCAAACACAGGGAAAUCUCAGAGUAUGUUGUAAAAGAACCACACUGGCUAACGAGAAAGAGAUUCUUUUCACAUAAGAGUAAAGUACCACCACACCCUUAUUGGUCAUCCUAUGAGAAAUACUUCCGCGCUGCAACAGGUCAUAUUUAUGCAAAGAAAGACCCCAGCGGUUUCCAUCCUGUUAUUGUUGGCGACUGCAGUGCCUCCACCCUGUGGGACAACGAUUAUUGGACCUUUCUGCCAGAAUACAAGAAUCUCACUGAACCUUUAUAUACCAAUGCCGAUUAUAUUCACCAUUUUAAUCCUGAUGCCAAAAUUAUUGCGAUUGUGAGAAAUCCUAUUGACAGAUUGUAUUCUGAUUAUUUAUUUUUCAAGAGAGGCAUUAACAAAGGACGAAAUAAAUUUCAUGAAGGAGUGAAGUUUGUCUUAAACACGACCAGAUCUUGUCUAGAACGGAAUACUUUACGGCAUUGCUUGUACAAGCCUGAUGCUACCGUUACUGAUUUUGAGGUCCGGUUGCGUAUCGGUGUGUACCAUCUGCAUUUAGAAGAGUAUGUCCGUGUUUUUCCAAAACAGCAGAUCCUUGUUAUAAAAAUGGAAGACUACUCCAAGCAUACAUCGGAGCAUUUGGAUAAAAUAUUCGACUUUUUAAACGUUGCUCGUCUUCCUUCUAAGAAUCUGCAAGAGAUAACAAGUGCAACCAAUAAAAACACUCGGAAAAAAGGAGAUAGACAGAUUGGAGACAUGUUUUCUGAGACGAGAAAACUAUUGCGGGACUUUUACAGCAGCCACAAUACCAAACUCGGGCGGCUGCUGGGCGAGCAGUUCAAUUACAAUAGAGAUGAACAAGGGAUGACUUUUUAG